AUGUCGGACGUAGUGACGGUAGGGUUUGCGUGCGUGUUUGGAAUCUGGAGCUGUGUGGUGCUCGUGGUGCAGAGCAUUGGUAUCUUUCAAAUCUUCCGACAGUACUCGAGGCCACCGAGGCGGGCAGCCGUGGAGGCGCUUCCUGACGAAGCAGUGCCUCAUGUGACGGUGAUCCGGCCGGUCAAGGGCUUGGAGCCGGCGCUGUACGAAUGCAUCGCGUCGACGUUCCGGCAGUCGUACCCGCGGUCGCGACUCAGCGUACAUCUGUGCGUGGAGGACCGGGACGACGCGGCGCUGGCAGUGCUGGAACAGGUGGUGGCGGACUUUCCAGGGGUGGACGCACGGAUCUACGUGGAGGCAGAGGAUCCGCUGCUGCACGGAGCCGACGGCCAUCACAACAACCUGGGACCGAAUCCCAAGAUCCGCAACAUCAGCCGGGCAUACCGGGAGGCACGCGGCGACAUUGUGUGGAUCGUCGACUGCAACGUGUGGGUGGCCGAGGGCGUGGCCGGGCGCAUGGUCGACAAGCUGUGCGGCAUUGGCGAGAACGGGACGCAGGCGAAGCCGUACAAGUUUGUGCACCAGCUGCCGCUGGUCAUCGAUAUUACGCGUGGGGGAGAAGAUGAGCAGCUGCAGGAGAGCAGCGCUACGGUCGCCAGCCGGAUCUCACGGCUUCUUGCUGGCGGUGGCGGCCGGCUGGACGAGAUGUUCAUGGCGACGACACACGCCAAGUUUUACUGCGCAAUCAACACAGUCGGCGUGGCGCCCUGUAUUCUGGGCAAGAGCAACAUGUUCCGGCGGUCGCAUCUGGACCGGCUGACGGAUCCGGCCUGCAAUCCAACCGUUCUCUCGGCGGCCGACAAUGACCGUGGCCGCGGCAUCGACUUUUUCUCGUCGUACAUCUGUGAGGACCACCUGAUCGGCGACCUGCUGUGGCGCUCACCGCUGCCAGGUUUCCGGAAUCACGGCCUGGCAGCUGGCGACCUCGCCCUGCAGCCCAUGGCCGACACGUCCGUCCGGGCCUAUGCUGCCCGCCGUGUCCGCUGGCUGCGUGUCCGCAAGUGGACCGUCCUGCUGGCCACUCUGGUCGAGCCGGGCGUCGAGUCGAUGCUGUGCUGCUUCUAUGCCGCCUUUGCCAUCACCACCCUGGUGCCACGCGCCCCAGCUGCCUCGCUGCUCGGUCGUCUGGCUGCUCUGCUCGCCAUUCGACCCGUCUGGACUGUCACUCUGCGCGGUUGGCUCGUCGGUGUCGCCGUCUGGCUCGUCGCCGACUGGUUCACGUCCAACCACCUGCUCGCCUGCCGUCCCGUUGAUGUCGACCUCGCUACCACCCCUCGCUUCGCCCGUGGCCGUGGCUCGACUGCCCUUCGGCGCAACGGCCGCCCCAGACGCCCUUUUGUUGUCUGGCUCGCCGCCUGGCUCGGCCGUGAACUCCUCGCCCUCCCUAUCUGGACCUGGGCCGUCCUCCUCGGCACUACCGUCUCCUGGCGCGGCAAGCAGUUCCGCGUUCGCCUAGACAUGUCCGUCGUCGAGAUCGAUGGCAACGGCAAGGCCAUCUCUUCUUCCGAUCCAGAACCCGUCAGAGACUCGGUCGCUACCAGGACCUCAAAGGCCCGUCUUGACUAA
Messenger RNA from Grosmannia clavigera kw1407, 1626 nucleotides. Its product is annotated as ceramide glucosyltransferase. The record is from RefSeq and is a predicted model, not a curated record. Gene Ontology annotation, cellular component: membrane. The transcript is spliced from 2 exons. NCBI's taxonomy places the organism in Eukaryota, Fungi, Ascomycota, Sordariomycetes, Ophiostomatales, Ophiostomataceae. Gene Ontology annotation, biological process: glucosylceramide biosynthetic process. Gene Ontology annotation, molecular function: ceramide glucosyltransferase activity. The coding region runs from base 1 to 1626 and encodes 541 amino acids.